AUGGUGCUGUCAACGAUCCAGCUUUUUCCACGAGGUACUCCUGGCCUGGUCUACUGCUUCACACGCAAGGAAGCAGAGCAGUUGCGACAAGGCUUGGCAGAAGCUGGCGUGCCUUGCGAGUUCUACCAUGGGGAUCUGGAUGCGUCGGCCCGCCAGAGAGUCCACUCCUCUUGGGUGGAGGGCCGCAUCAGCGUGGUCGUGGCCACCGUGGCCUUCGGCAUGGGUAUCAACAAGAGUGACGUGCGCUUCGUGGUCCAUGCAGGCUUGCCGGCUUCACUUCACCAUUACUACCAGGAAGCUGGCCGCGCCGGGAGGGACGGCAAGCCUGCCCUUUGCUUGCUGCUCUACCGACCAAGCGACGUUCCGCGGCACAGCGUCAUGAAUUACUACAAGCCGGCGUCCUUAAGGGAGCUCUACAAGGCUGCGCUGUAUUGUCACGGGAGCGAGUGUCGGCGCAUGCAGAUCUCUCGUCACUUCGGCGAGGAGCUGCCGCCUUGCGACCGUGGAUGCGACGUUUGCAUGGCCAGGGGCAGUGACAAGAGCGAACCGCCAGCUCGGAAGAAGCCGCGGCUGACGCCAUCGACGCCACCAGAGGCACUGACAAGCGCUUUGCAUGCUGGUGCAGCUGCGCGAGGCCAGGAAGAGCAACUCACACUGGCAAAGCUUUCGGACAAGGUCCAGAAAAGUUGCAAGUGGCGAGGAGAGGUGGCAUCUGAGGCAGUCAUGUAUGUCGCACUAUCCCUCCUUGGAGCUGGCUACUUGAGGGAGGAGUUUCGGCACUCUCCGUAUGCGACGAAUGCCUACUUGGUGGCCACCCCGAGCGCCGAUCGCGUGUUGGCCGGCGACAUGGAGCUCUCUGCUGAAGCUCAGGCGCUGAGCUCGCCACCAGACCUGCUUUUCAGCCCAAUAGAUGCUUGUGGCGCAUCCGCUGCGGCCAAAGAAGCAGCAGCUCUUCGCACAGGUCCUGUCGGUGCGUGUGCUGGCAUUCGACAGAGCCUGCGGCAACUGCGGGCCCUGCUGGGGAAGUGUCCCGACACAUUGUCAUGUUUGAGGGCACGGCCGUCUCGGCAGAUCAAGGAGGAGAUCGCGGGACUUUCGGAGCUGGAGCCUGGUAGCGUGGAGGAUCUGAUCCCACUCUCCGCAGUGAAGAUACUUGGCUACGUAGUCUUUCUGUUGGUGGAUCUCGGGUAA
This is a messenger RNA of Symbiodinium sp. CCMP2592, 1191 nucleotides long. The record is from the annotation of a GenBank genome assembly. Lineage: Eukaryota; Dinophyceae; Suessiales; Symbiodiniaceae.